AUGAAGGUCUUUUCCAACCAGGUCACCUACGACUACUCGUGGGACGAGGUGUCCACGGCCAACUGGCGCAAGUACGGCCCAUGGAACAACAAGUCUGAGCACGUCAUCGCCGUCGACACGCUCUCGCGACGAGUCGACCCCGAGACCGGCAUCCUGCGCACCGAGCGCCUCAUCACAUGCAAGCAGGCCGCCCCCGACUGGAUCAAGUCGCUGCUGGGCGGCAACAUGGAGGAGAGCUUCGUCUACGAGGCCAGCUACGUCGACCCGCAGAACAAGACGGUGACAAUGGUCAGCCAGAACGUGACGUGGAGCAACCUGGUCCGCGUGCAAGAGGAGGUCGUCUACAAGCCCCUGAGCGACCACCAGACGCAGUUCCUGCAGAGCGCCCGCAUCACCGCCCUGUGCGGCGGCUGGCAGCGCAUCAAGAACAGCAUCGAGGACACGCUGUGCACGCGCUUCAAGGAGAACGCCGUCAAGGGCCGCGAGGGCUUUGAGCGCGUUCUCGAGAUGAGCCGCAUCGUCUUUGCUGAGGAGAAGGAGAGGCUGCAGCAGCAGAAGAUGAUGCUCAUGUAA
This is a messenger RNA of Trichoderma virens Gv29-8, 573 nucleotides long. RefSeq lists its product as uncharacterized. Gene Ontology annotation, biological process: phospholipid transport. The record is from RefSeq and is a predicted model, not a curated record. Lineage: Eukaryota; Fungi; Ascomycota; Sordariomycetes; Hypocreales; Hypocreaceae. The transcript has a single exon. The coding region runs from base 1 to 573 and encodes 190 amino acids. Gene Ontology annotation, molecular function: phosphatidic acid transfer activity. Gene Ontology annotation, cellular component: mitochondrial intermembrane space.